AUGAAUACUCCAACAGAAGACAUACAUUCAGAAUCGGAGAUACGUUUUGUGCGAUUAAUGAAUAGUUUGCAAGUUUGUCGCGUUUGUGGUGAUCGGGCCAUUGGCUAUAACUUUGAUGCCCUAACGUGUGAGUCGUGUCGAUCAUUCUUCCGCCGCAAUUGCAGUCGGGUUGAGUUUAAUAACAUUAAUUGGUAUCUGAUUCUGCAAUUGUACACAAAAGGCACAGACGAUUAUGUGGUGAUGAAUCUCAAAAUUAACAGAUGUAAGGAGUUAUUCAGUUCAGUGGCUGUCAUUAAAGACCCCACUGUUAGGGCCGUAGCCUAUGAAGUAAAGUGUGUUUCGGAUGCGAUUCAGUUGUUACACAAUCGGACAAAUCAAAAGUUUUUACGAAUGGACGAAGAGAACCGUUGCUAUAAUGGCUACUCACAAGAGUUCUGCACCUCACUUUAUCACCAGCUUUAUUUAAUGGGAAUUGUUUUGUUUAAUCCACAUCAAUCAAAUCUGGUUCAUAAACAAAGUGUAAUACUACAACAGCAGACAUACAUGUAUUUACUUCAACGCUAUUUAGAGAUUAAACACAAUUCAAAGUCAGAAUCGGAGACACAUUUCAGAAGUAGUAACUUUGGUAUCAUAACGUGUGAGUCGUGUAGGUCAUUUUUCCGUCGCAAUGAAAAUCGAGUUGAGAGGACAAAUUCAAUGAAUUUCGAUGAGACCAACAAAACUAAUGCAAUUAUACCGUCACUUAUUAGAGGAUUAAUAUUCAACUUCAAUGAGUUAGAGAUUAACAGAUUUAAAGAGUUAUUCAAUUCAGUGGCUGUCGUUAGGAACCCGAGUGUGAGAUCCAUAGCGUAUGAGACGGUGAAUGUUAGGGAAGCGCUCGAGUUGUUGCUCAACGGAGCGGAUGUCAUGUUUUCACGAAUGGUUAAAAUGUCGCUAAAAAUUAGUGGAUUCAAUGAUUUGUGCGAAGACGACAAGAUUGUCCUUUUAAAGGCCGCCUGUCCUCAGCUCACGAUUUUACAGAGUAUUAUAAUUUUUAAUUUCAACGGCGAGUUCUGGACUAUUCCUAUCAUAUUUGUUGACAAAAGACGAAGAGAAGGCAACUCUAAUACAAAUGAAUGCUAUAACGGGUUGGAGUGAAACAGUGGUUCAAAUUCAUAAGAAAUUUCUCUAUUGUUUGAGAGAUGAAUAC
Molecule: messenger RNA, 1189 nt
Organism: Medioppia subpectinata
Lineage: Eukaryota; Metazoa; Arthropoda; Arachnida; Sarcoptiformes; Oppiidae
Source: the annotation of a GenBank genome assembly